Molecule: messenger RNA, 1530 nt
Organism: Enhydra lutris kenyoni (northern sea otter)
Lineage: Eukaryota; Metazoa; Chordata; Mammalia; Carnivora; Mustelidae
Product: neuronal pentraxin-1
Exons: 5
Coding region: 1-1299 (432 amino acids)
Biological process (GO): axonogenesis involved in innervation
Cellular component (GO): plasma membrane; neuron projection
Source: RefSeq, a predicted model, not a curated record
AUGCCGGCCGGCCGCGCCGCGCGCACCUGUGCGCUGCUCGCCCUUUGCCUGCUGGGCAGCGCGGCCCAGGAUUUCGGGCCGACGCGCUUCAUCUGCACCUCGGUGCCCGUGGACGCCGACAUGUGCGCCGCGUCCGUGGCCGCCGGCGGCGCCGAGGAGCUCCGGAGUAAUGUGCUGCAGCUCCGCGAGACCGUGCUGCAGCAGAAGGAGACCAUCCUGAGCCAGAAGGAGACCAUUCGCGAGCUGACCACCAAGCUGGGCCGCUGCGAGAGCCAGAGCACGCUGGACACGGGCGCCGGCGAGGCCCGGGCCGGCGGUGGCCGCAAGCAGCCCGGCUCGGGCAAGAACACCAUGGGCGACCUGUCCCGGACGCCGGCCGCGGAGACGCUCAGCCAACUCGGGCAAACUUUGCAGUCGCUCAAAACCCGCCUGGAGAACCUCGAGCAGUACAGCCGGCUCAAUUCCUCCAGCCAAACCAACAGCCUCAAGGACCUGCUGCAGAGCAAGAUCGACGACCUGGAGAGGCAGGUGCUGUCUCGGGUGAACACUCUGGAGGAGGGCAAGGGCGGCCCCAGGAACGACACGGAGGAGAGGGUCAAGAUCGAGAGCGCCCUGACCUCCCUGCACCAGCGGAUCAGCGAGCUGGAGAAAGGUCAGAAGGACAACCGCCCCGGGGACAAGUUCCAGCUCACAUUCCCGCUGCGGACCAACUACAUGUACGCCAAGGUGAAGAAGAGCCUGCCGGAGAUGUACGCCUUCACCGUGUGCAUGUGGCUCAAGUCCAGCGCGGCCCCUGGGGUGGGCACGCCCUUCUCCUACGCCGUGCCGGGCCAGGCUAACGAGCUGGUCCUCAUCGAGUGGGGCAACAAUCCCAUGGAGAUCCUCAUCAAUGACAAGGUGGCCAAGCUGCCCUUCGUGAUCAAUGACGGCCAGUGGCACCAUAUCUGCGUCACCUGGACCACCCGGGACGGGGUCUGGGAAGCCUACCAGGAUGGCACCCAGGGCGGCAAUGGCGAGAACCUAGCCCCCUACCACCCCAUCAAGCCGCAGGGGGUCCUGGUACUGGGCCAGGAGCAGGACACCUUGGGCGGCGGGUUUGACGCCACCCAAGCGUUCGUGGGCGAGCUGGCACACUUCAACAUCUGGGACCGCAAGCUGACCCCCGGGGAGGUGUACAGCCUGGCCACCUGCAGCCCCAAGGCCCUUUCUGGGAACGUCAUCGCCUGGGCCGAGUCCCACAUCGAGAUCUACGGGGGAGCCACCAAGUGGACAUUCGAAGCCUGUCGCCAGAUCAACUGAGGCUCCUGCCCAGCGGAGCCUCCUGCCCUCGGGCCGGCCCGCCCGCCUACCCCCUGCUUGUGCGGUGAUGACUCCCUCACGUCUUCUUCUCUCCCUCUCCCCAGGAGUGACUCAAGGCCCACGCACGCGCACGCACACAGCCCGGGUCGCCCUCGUGCCCGGGAGGCACCCCCAGGGUCUCAGCCCACCCUGUUCCCCAGCGGCUGCGGCACGGGGCCAGGCAGACGUAGG